Messenger RNA from Gallus gallus (chicken), 10529 nucleotides. It is a transcript of the gene AHRR, whose product is annotated as aryl-hydrocarbon receptor repressor. Gene Ontology annotation, biological process: regulation of transcription by RNA polymerase II. Gene Ontology annotation, cellular component: nucleus; aryl hydrocarbon receptor complex. The record is from RefSeq and is a predicted model, not a curated record. NCBI's taxonomy places the organism in Eukaryota, Metazoa, Chordata, Aves, Galliformes, Phasianidae. The transcript has 11 exons. Gene Ontology annotation, molecular function: protein dimerization activity; nuclear receptor activity; transcription cis-regulatory region binding. The coding region runs from base 633 to 2903 and encodes 756 amino acids.
GGCGCCGCACCUCCGCCCCGGCACCGCCGCCGCUCCUCGACCGCUCCGCUCCGCGCCGCUCCGGCGAAACUUUGCACCCCGACCGGCGGUGGGGACGCGGGGUAAGUGACGGCGGCCGGGCGGCUCGCGUGGGGCGGGCGAGGCUUCGCGGGGCGCCGGGGCGACGCGCGUUCCCCGUCCCCGCGCCGGGGUGCCGGUGCUCCCCGCGGGACGCUCGCGGCUGUUCCUCCCCGGCGAGCGCCGUGCGGCCGCGCACCUCCCACGCCGACGCCCCGGGAGGUGCCCGCUGCUCGCGGCCCCGCGGCGGGGAUGCCCCGGGCGCCGCCUCGGCGUCCCGGACGCUGAAACUCGGGGUCCGUCCCGGCUCCUUCGUUCCUUGAGCCGGUGCCUCGAGAGCGGCUCGGGGGAGGGCGAGAGAAGGAAAGUUUCCCGGAGCCGCCCCGAGCCCCGGCUCGCUCACCUGGCGCGGAGCGUCCCCUGAAAAUGCGUCGUUUCGGCGGCGUACGGAUGAAGAGCUAAAGGUUCUCUCGGUGUUUCGCUUUGACGUACGAAAGCGGUGUGGGAAGGGUGAAGCGUGUGUUCGGUCUGCGGGGCUUUUCGUGACUUUGCGAUAGUUUGUUCGCAUCAAAACAAUGAUUCCUCCGGGGGAAUGCCUGUAUGCUGGGAGGAAAAGGAGGAAACCCAUUCAGAAACAAAGGCCUGCAGCUGGAAAUGAAAAAUCAAACCCUUCAAAGAGGCACAGGGACCGCCUAAAUGCAGAACUAGACCAUCUGGCCAGCCUCCUGCCUUUCCCACCCGACAUAAUAUCCAAGCUGGACAAGCUGUCUGUGCUGCGCCUUAGUGUCAGCUACCUGCGAGUCAAAAGUUUCUUUCAAGCCAUUCAAGAAAAGCACUUUAAGAAGCAAGUUGGUCAGACAAUAAAAGAAGACAAUGUAUCUAACAAGACUGCUGUCCAAGAAGGUGGACUUCUACUAGAGUCACUGAAUGGUUUUGCAUUGGUGGUGAGUGCAGAUGGAAUGAUAUUUUAUGCAUCAUCAACGAUUGUGGACUACCUAGGGUUUCAUCAGACUGAUGUAAUGCACCAAAACAUAUACGAUUACAUUCAUGUUGAUGAUCGCCAGGAUUUCUGUAGACAACUGCACUGGGCCAUGAAUCCACCUCAGAUGUCUGGACAGCAACUACAGACAGAAACAGGAGAAGAAUAUAUUCUCAGUAAAUUGUUUAAAGCACAAGAGAAUGACAGCACAACAACAGAUUAUUCUUCCUUCUUAACUCGUUGUUUCAUCUGUCGAGUUCGCUGCUUAUUGGACAGUACUUCUGGCUUCCUUACAAUGCAGUUUCAAGGCAAACUAAAGUUUCUUUUUGGACAAAGGAAGAAGUCCUCAUCAGGAGCAGUAUUACCACCUCAACUGUCCUUAUUCUGCAUAGUGGUACCACUUCUACUCCCUUCUGUGACGGAGAUGAAGAUGAAAAGCCUGCUUGUGAAAGCAAAACACAAAGCUGAUGAUGCAGCAGUGAAUACAAACUCCAGUACCAAAAGUAAUUCAGGUCUGUGUGAAGCAGCAGAAUUAUAUGGAAGAAACUGUCAUCACGAAGGUGCAGCUUUCGCUAAUGUAUUACAGAUUACUGAGAACCAAUUCAAAGCAAAGAAUAAUGGAGAAAAUGGCAUUUCUCUAGUCAAAGUACAAACAAAUGAAGAUCACUGGGUCUGGGUUCAAGCUAACACUCAACUUCUGUAUCGAAGUGGUUGUUCAGAAUAUGUUGUUGCCCAACAGCAAAUGCUGAAGGAAGAAGAUGAACAACUGAAGAUACCGAACAGUUUUGCCAGUUUGAAAGGAAACCUGGAGGGACUUUCCUACAACGGUGCCAUUGAAACCCUGGGCCAAUUGAAGCAUCUCAACUGGACAGCUGUUAAAAAUGAGCAAGAUAACGUAAAAGUGAAGUUUGAGCCUCAUACAAAUGGUGAGUGUUUCGUGCAGGAGGAAUCGCUCACUUCUAAUACACCAGUUUUAGGCAUUCAAAACAACUGCACCACAAACAAUAGCUGGACUUUCAGAAACUCAAGCUCUUGUUCUAUAAAUCAGCGAAUGAAUGCGUGUUCAAACAGAAGAGCUGGAUCGUUCUACAACAGAGACCAAAGUUUCUUAAAUUUAGCAUCAACUUGUCCUUCCCACUGGGGUAGUGCAGAAAAUUGUCAGUCUUACUCAGGCUUACAACAACGUGCUGUGGAGAACUAUACUGCAGACCACCUGAAACUGCAGAGAUCAUUAAUAUCCUCAGAGUCUCUCUAUGAUGCAGCGUUUCCCUUGGAUAUGCCUAUCAAAACAGAAUACGAUUCUGAUUCUGAAAACAUUGCUGAUAACUACCCGAUGCCACAAAACCGUGCCUGGCUGGAUGAGAACGGCACCAUGAGGAAGCAGUUGUUCAGCUAUCCCAAUAGGGUGCACCUUAAAGCAGAACCGGACCUCUGUCAGCAAGCUUCACCUUGCCAGAAGCCAAGGCACUGCCUUUACACGCCACAUAACUGGCAGUGCAUUGUAGCAAAUCAUCCCAGCAAUCUCAAUCUGAACAGAUCUUGCAAGGGUUUGCGUAACAGAGAGGUGGCCCCGUUUUGCCCCCAGAACUCCUCUGCCUGCUUGGAAAGCCUGCCUGACCAGCCGCACACCGAGGGCUACGGCCAGUUCUACAGCCUUGCUCCAGGGGAGAAGGAGCAGAGUAACGAGGUGUUUAAAAUGCCGUGUGAAUUUAAAAACCCUUGCUUGGUUCAGGCAAUCAAGCGUGAGCCCCUGGAUUCCCCACCGUUGUCCAACAGUGGACAGAACAGAGCACACAUGAGCUUCCCUGAAAAUACAAUAGCAGGUCCUGUGCCUCAUAAAGCCACUGAAUGUACAUUCUUACAAUAGAUUCUAUAGCAUUGGGAAUAUUUAUAAUGUUGAAAGCAAAAAGAAAUCAUAGCUUCACUUCCAGUUGGGUUAAAUGAGUUACUAAAAUUAAAAAACAGUGGAAAGAUACUAAGUGUGUGUGUGCGUGUACUUCUGUGUGUGGAACAAAACAGACACAGAUGCACACUCACUCCCACACGUGCCUUUAAACACAGCCAUUCUCUUAGUGAUCUUUGGAAGGAAAGAAAGACCAAACCUCAGAUACAGAAAAAUAAUCAGUAAUUAUUGCACAGGUGUACCUGCUAAUGUGUCUUCAGUUUUCCUCUCAUGUCUGCAGUUCUGUAACAAGGUGUAGCUAUUUCAGGUUUUUGCCUUUGCUCUUUUCUUCUCAAGCUGAUGUGAUGCCUCUGUGAAAAGACAAAAUGUUUAUGGUGUUCAGUGUGGCCAGGAGUUUACCUUUGGAGUUAUUCAUUUUUAUUUUUAGCCAUUCUAAUUUAAAGUAUCAUCUAUUCCUUUAUCUCAAUAUCAAGUUGAUGACAACAGGCAAGGGCUUCCCAAACACACGGAGUAUUCUUAAUUUAAAAGGACAGCAUUAAUUUAAAACAAAUAACAUUCACAAAACGCAUUACAAGUUAUUGCACUUCAAACUAAGCUUUUCCCCAUGUUUUCUAGACAAUAAUAAUGCUUUAGUACAUAUUUUCCAUUUUAAAGCCAUUCGCCUUUCAUGUCGCUGUUUGAAAGACUGAACAAUAGGAUGUUAUCCACUUCUUUAAAUGAGUUACAAAAGGCUUUUAAAUGUACACUAGAAGAAAAUAUUUCACCAGUUAUCUUCCUUGCUCUUACUUGUAACAUUAACAAAAGAAAUGCACUUUUAAAUGUGAUGGUAUCUCUUUGACUGAUAGCAGCCUGUUAGUCACUGUCAUCUGACAGCAAAACUCAGAUCCCACACUAAGAUUAGAACCAUCUUUUUUAAAAAGCAUCUUCAUUUCAUCUCCUAAAGAAAAUCUUAACCUCACCGAGAGACGACUGGAUUUAUGACUUUGAAAAGCACUCUGGUGCACUUCUGUGCUUUUGAAAACAGAUCCAUAUGCUUUCUUUUGAAGCCAGAUAGUCACGUAUUUCCACUUUAAAAAACAAUCUACAACUUCAGUUUUGGUUGUUGUAGUUUGACUCCUGCACUAAUUUUGUUUUACAAUUGCACUAUUUCAACUUUAUAUCACCUUCAACUAUAGAAAACCCAUAUCAUUAAAAAAAAAACAACUAGAUGUAUAUGUGCUUUUUUUAAAGAAGCCCUAUAGUGAAUGUUUGCUUUUUCAAAAUGUUAUAAAUAAUUCUGAUGUCUUCAUUCCUUCUAGGCACUGUGGGCAUGGCUGUACACAUGCCAGCGAAGUGGCAUAGAUUUCUCCCAAAUUCUGUAAAUGGUGUAAGUGCAGUUUUGAGGUAGGGGAAUAGUUUUGCACAGGGAGUGGCAGUUGGGAGGCCACUCUUUUCCAAGUCUGGUAGAAGUUACUGCCUGCACAUUGGAGUUGGCAGAAGUAAGUACAUGCAUUCUCUGCAUGUCAGUUCAGCUUAUGAACAACGGUUUGAUCUGAAAUGCUGCACUUUACACAGAAAUGAAACUUUUGAUGAUUGUCCUGCAUAAGGACGCGUUCCCCGCAGAAAGGCAGGAGUGGAUAAGAAGGGCAAUAAUGUCUUUCUGCAGCUCAAGUUAAUUCUGUCAUAGUCCAGCUGACCUAACUCAAGCCAAGAGAACAUCUCAUUUUUUAUUUUUAUUUUUGUAUCUGAGAUGUAUCCGUUCCCUGCUGACUACAUACUGUCUCUUAAUUGAGACAGUCUUGAUAUCCUUGCCUUAACACUUUCACCGUGGGUACAAUGCAACAUCAGACCCCAUUCCGAGAUGAAACUGUAAUUACUCCACAAUCUAGUACAUCACUGUUCAUCUCACAUAAAGCUAAGCCCAAUCAGGCAAACCGAUGGUGGUAUUCGAGUGAGACUGAGAAAUCAGCAGAGCUGCACAAAGUCUGCCCCACUGAUUCACUAUCUACAAAAACAAGACCAGAAAUGGGGUAUUGUAGAGAUAGGGCAAUGUGGAGCAAAUGGAGGACAUGUUGGCAAGACUGCCAGAAAGCUGUUUGUUUAACUCCACUCUUGGACUCACCAUGAUACUCCUCCAAAUGAGACUACCCAGGCCUGCCUGGUUUAGCACUACCUUACACUUUCUCUUAUCGUUUGGAUUAGUGCAAUGUGACCAUAAAACACUACUAUCCACAUCUGCAAACGCUGAUGUCAUUUUUGCACAGAUGUAAAUGGUCACAGCAGGUGCAAUGUUGUAGAGCACUGUGCCUCCGAGUGCCUUGUCUGUGCUUAUAAAUAUUUCAUGGCAUAACUACAGAGGCAGAAUUAUAUCAUCCCAACAGAAGUUCUCUAAAGUUCUUCCAAUACAGAAUAAAGUCUGUUUUGUUGACUUACCUUAGUCUAAGGCUCUUCUGGUCUAUUUCAGCAGAGAUGACUUUUCUCAGGCUCCCAACAAAUCCAGCUAUAUUUUACUCAUCUUAAUAGAUAUUGUAACAGUUGGUUAAACUUCUGCAUGUAGGAAAAUCUAAUCUGAUACAAGAAUGGCCUUCUUCCAAGAGGACGAAUUAAGGUGUCACUUCAAAUGAGAUAUCACCUCCUAACUCCUCCCUGUGCAAAUGUGAUCAGAUUUCCUUCCUUAUUGUUCCAUGAAGUCUAAAUCCAUUAAAAUACAGGGUAAUUUACACUUAGGCCAUGUAUCAUAUUUUCUUCGUUUAAGAACUUUGCAUAUUGCACUAUUUGGGAAAAUAAAUGCUGAAAACCAGUCUCCUCAUAUCUGUUUUUAAAGAGCAGGUAUCUGUCCUUCAUCCCCUCUGGACCAAAAUCUGACAUUGCAUUGUACCCCGUUAAAUUAACAGUGAUUUAAUGUUAAAAAACCUUUUUGUAUCCAGGCAUUAAUGAUCCCUUGGCAGAGGAAAAAGACAGGGCAGUUGCUUUAAAUUGUUACUUUCUCUUUGUAGUGGUCGCUGUUCUGGUAUUAUUGGUACUAUUUUAAAAACUACCGCUUAGAAAAGAAGAGUUUAAGAUGCUUCCAAUCAGUGAUGUUUGGCUUUUAUCCUUAGUAAGUUGGUAUUUCUAUCCUCCAAGCACACCCCUAAGAUCUGUUUUAGGAGCCUCCCAGUGUAUUUAUUGUAACAAGGAAAAAAUUCCUCUUGUAGAAGAAAUGCCCAGUGAAAUGCUUGCCUGCUACAAACAUGGAGUAUUCAGGCUGAAAGAAAUGCAUUUCUUUUCCCAGUGUCGACGCGGUGCUUUCUAAGACCUGACUGACAAUAGCAUUCAGACUUCUUCAGCUGUCAAUUCUUCAGAGUCAGAGUCAGAACAAACUACUUAAUUCUGGUAUUCAGAGGUUUGGUGGUUUGGUGGUUUGUUUUCUUGGAUUUGUGUGUGUGUAUGUGUGUGUGUGAUUUUUUUGUGUGUGUUUUUUGCAGUUGUCUGAGAGUGUAUCUGCCUCUGAGAUGUUACUGAGCCCACAGACACCAGAGAUUAUUAUCAGUGAUAAAGCUGUUGCCUUCGCUGUGAAUUUGGCCUCAUUUAGCUGUUAGUGGACAGCUGCACAGAACCUUACAGAUGCUGGUCCUAUUAAAGCAUGCCACUUAAACCCCCUGUUUUUACCUAAAAACCAUCCUGAUUUGAGCUAAGGGUACAUGUGUACAGUAAAUAGAGUGCAUUUUUUUGGCUAUUCUAAGGUUUGACAGGAUGCAGUUAACACCAGUGGCUGAAACUGGGGCAGACCUUCACUGUAGGUAACACUAUCGAUAAUUCAUAUUUAAUCCAGACUCUUGGGAUACCAAAAUAGAACACUGUUUUGAGAAUCUGAAAAGAGAGCAUUGUGUGCAAGGGAUGACCUGGUUUCCGUUGGUCCACAGUCUGGAGAUUUAACUAGUGAAACAGAAGAGCAAACAGCUAUACCUAAACUCUUUGUAGGAUGGACUGACUUCCUAGUACUUGGUUAUAAUGUGUUAAUGUUUUCAUUGCCCUUGAUUAGAAGACACUGAUACAUUCCUGAAAUCCUUAGAACUGAGUCUCAGUCUCAUCCGGAUGGCUUAGAGAGGUCUGACAUUUGUAUGUCAGCCGGUUCAGAAAGACUAAUCGUUAUGAUCCUUGAUAUAGUAUUAACAUUGACAGGACAUGUGCAAUUCUCCUGGAAAUGCCCAGUGCUUAAAAUACUUAAGUGGAAAGCAUCCAGCCUGAGGCAAGGAAUAGUCUGUGGGACAGAAUCAGCUUCUGCUUCCUGGAAGCCCUGCUUAAUUCUUUCUGUUGAAGCCAUAUUGGAACUUAAGUAGGACAACCUCACCCAGGGUAGUUAUUUCAUAAAAGCCAUUGAUUUGUCUCAAAAAAAUAAAAAUAGGAUAUUUUAAUUGAAAUAAUAAAAAGAUAUAAUUUCUUCUAUCUCUAUAUUGCCUCAGGAAGUCACAAAAUAAACCCUUACUCAUUUUCUUUUAUUGGAGUGUCAUGUAACUAAGACCCGAGCUCAGUGAUAGAUAUGUAGAGCUUUUGUACUUUAUUUCUUGUCUUUUCCUUUUGUUCACUCACUAGAAAACAAGUUUCUUCCCCUGGAUUUUCUUCCUCUCUUACGUCUUGUAAAAUCCUCUAUGAAAUCUCGUGUCAUAACUGAAGCAGACUUCUGUAACGCGUGCAGCAAGAUUAGAGGUUCUGCAGGUGGCCAUGCUCAGGGUUUAGCCACAAGGCUCUCAUUUAGACGAACAAGACUCAUAGACGAAGGCUACCAGUAGCUUAUCUUCAUAGAUGCCACCAUCCUGACAAGUACACCUUUGAAUGCAAGUGGCACAUAUUCACACAUUUCUCCAUAAUACUACCAUAACUACUUCCCUCCCCCUGCAAACUUACCACGUCCUUUUCUUCCCCUUCUUUUCUCACUUAUCACAUUGCUUUUUUACCUGUAGAGAGCUGCGUUCUAUACACUGGCCUGAGUGACAUUUUCUCAAAAUUGAUAUUCGUAGUUUUUAGAUUUGUCUUUGCUUGUAACAAACUGUUCUCAGAUGCUCUGGAAACUGAAGCAAGUCAAAUAUGACCAACAGUGUUCCUGGUUUUGUGGAGCCCGCACUGAUAAAAUUUAACUGAAUUACAGGUUUUCUCACAUUGCAAGUUGUGUUGGGAUGUAAAUUGAGAUAGAUUCCAAUUUCUUUAAAUCUAGUUUGAAUUUAGAUAGAAAUUCAAAUGUAGUUUGAAGUGCAUAUUUCAGUUAACAGCACUGAACAAGAUCAUUGAUGAUCUUGAAGAAUCAUCAAGGUGAAGAAUUAUCACCUUGAGUGACACACUGCUGUCAAGGUGUUUUGUGACUACAGCAUUAAUUCUCUACACAUGGCCAGCAAUUCUGUGCUCCCUGAAAACAAGGGUUAGGGUCAUUCAGUGCUAGGCUGUGUUUCUCCAUCGAACUGAAAGCAUCAUUCUAGGAGGCAUGCAGUGCUCCUCUUCCAUGCAUGGAGUUACUCUUUGAAACUGUGACAAAUUCAGUGUCUGCAUUAACACCCUUGCAGCUGGUCACUGACAGUGAACUGUAACCCAGUGCUCUGGUUGUGCAGCUUGAAUUGGAAUCCCAGUAUUUCCUGUUGCAAUGGUGUUGCAGUGACAGCUGUACAACAUUCAAAACUUCCUUUUCACACUUGUAUUGGUAGAAUUACGGUUUUCCAGUGCCUAAGUAUGAGGAAAAUACAAACAAUGUGGCAGAAGGCAAUGUAAAGAGCAUCAGCUGCAUAGCUAAUCUCAGUAAUUUCAGUCAAUUAACUAAGACUGUAUUAAAAAAAUCAGAUGAGGUUCUGGUCUAGAACUCUCCAUUUUGCACAGGAGAGUGUCACAGGUGUGUCACCACUGUUCUGCCUCUUUUUGGUCACACCUUGGUCUCUCCCUUCCUUAUCCCAUUACUGUCACUUCUGAACCUCUUUUCUUUCUUCUUCUUCUUCUUCUUUUUUUUUUUUUUUUUUUUUUACUUUUGCAUCAUGUUCUCCCUGUGUUUACUUAAAAUCUGAGGCAGUGAGAGGCAAGCAGCAACACUGUGUACAUUUCUUUGCUCUACUCUCAUGAUAGUCAUAGAAUCAUAGAAAGGCUUGGGUUGGAAGGACCCAAUGAUUAUCUAGUUCCAACCUCCCUGAUGCAGGCAGGUUUGGAUACUCUGGAGGAUUCUUCCUCUACAUUACUAGCAGCGUUUCCUCUUCUGAGAGGGCUCUUGUUCACACUCCUUCACCUCUUCACAGGUUCCUAAAAAAACCAAACAACACUUUCUUCCUUAAAGGUAUCUAUAUCUAUUGAAAAACUUCUCCUUUUUCUCCCUCCACCUUUUCUACCUUUGUGAUUUUAUAGGAUGGUACUUUGCAGCCUCCACCCUUUCUGUUUUAUGCCUCCGUAACUUUUAUUAUCUACUUCAGGCACACUUUAAAAGCUUUGCCAAAAGAACAACGUUAUGCAGACGUGCAAUGCCCUGUUUCCCUUCCCUGUCCCCUUUGAACAUGACAGAGGUACUGACAGAAGUCUUGGAGUAAUUACAGCUCAUAAAACAGAAAAGAGUCCCUUUGCUGGGGAAGUGUACCCUAUUCAGGCAGCUGUAUUGCCAAGAAACACUUGAGCUGCCACCAGGAGUUUAAUUCUACAAGUCUAUACUGCCAAACCCUUUUGUGUUCAGACCUGUCCUCUCUUUACAGAAAUGAAGGAACCCACUUUCUCCUUUUGGGAUCCUUCAUUUUUUUCCUACACGCAUUCAUCCUUUCACUGUGCAGUUGCACUUUCAGUAUGUAACUUUCUAAAAGAUGAGUAUGGAAGUAUUGUUUAGAGUGUACAGAGCAGUGUUUCCUAUUAGUCCGUUUUAGGUUUUGGGAUCAGAACUGCAAAGAAUUAUUGAGGGCUUUAACGUGACCCCAUCUUAAGGCCUGUAACUGUUACAGAAACGUAGAAAUAAUACAAUAUGGUAUCAAAAUCUGCCGUUAACCAUAAAAAAUAAUUAAAAGUGCCAUUCUUGUUCCUCCUAAGGCCAAACGGUAGAGGACAAGACUAAAUAAAAAGAGCACAGAGACCGAGCAACGCUUGGCCUGACUGCUUCUCCCCGUCAGAUGGGUAUUACUUGAGCCCAGUGCUACGGGCGCAGCUCUGGAAGGACCAACCCCAACUCUGAGCACCGUGUGAGCACACACCAGUGGGUGCAUGGAGCAGGCGUAAGGCUGACGCACUCAUGGAAUGGCGGGGACACGCAUCAGCAAAGCUGGGCGCCAGGAUCCUCUGCUAACGUGUAAUCCAACCAGUAUCCACUAUGCUGCUUCCUAUACAGUUGUCAUAGAUCCCCGGGUGUAUCGGUAGCAGGCUAAUUAACGCAGGCGGUAACGUGUGGAUUUUGUAUUUGGAAUUUUGUUAUAACAGGUGCACUUUUCUGUUUUGUGGGUUUGUUUUUUGUUUUGUUUUGUUCUGUUUUUUUUUUUUUUUUUUUUUUUUUUGUACUGUUUUCUCAGUCUGCUUUUAGAGGGAACUUUCAAGUGUAUUUCUUAAAUUAUAUUUUACAUUUAUUACCAGUCCGAAAUGUAAAGUUAAGACAUUUUAAAAGAAAUAAUAAAUAUUUGCAUUUAAAGCCUC